Molecule: messenger RNA, 288 nt
Organism: Closterium sp. Naga37s-1
Lineage: Eukaryota; Viridiplantae; Streptophyta; Zygnematophyceae; Desmidiales; Closteriaceae
Source: the annotation of a GenBank genome assembly
AUGAUGCACCCAGCGCAGCACCUCUCGUCGCCAGGAAACUUCCAGGCAAGGGCUGGUUGCGCAGCUGAAGCAGGACUUGCUCCCGAGCCUGACGCCAAGCCACGGAGGCUCGCUGCUGCUGUUGCGUCGGUUGCUGCUGCUGCUGCUGCUGCUGCCGCUGCUGCUGCUGGUGCUGCUGCUGCUGGUGGUGGUGGUGGUGGUGCUGCUGCUGCUGCUGCUGCUGCUGCUGCUGCUGCUGCUGCUGCUGCUGCUGCUGCUGCUGCUGCUGCUGCUGCUGCAUCAGCAUGA